AAUUUAUGAACCAUUAACAAUCAACUUAAUUAAUUCAAAAGUAUGCUAAAAAUCCAUGGCAUCAUGUUCAUUAUGGAAGUGAAAGUCCAAAGUAAAUAAUAUUAUAUAUAAAUAAAUAGAUUUUUGAAUGCAAUUAUUGAAAUCACAAAAGGCAGUAAAGCCAAAUAUGAAUUGGAUAAGGAUAGUGGUCUAUUAAAAUUAGAUAGAGUAUUAUUUUCAUCUGUUCAUUAUCCUGCCAAUUAUGGAUUUAUUCCACAAACUUAUUGUGAUGAUCAUGAUCCCUUAGAUAUUUUAGUGUUAUGUUCAGUUGAAAUAGAGCCUAUGUGUUUAGUAGAAGCUAGAGUAAUUGGUGUUAUGCACAUGGUUGAUUAAGGAGAAAUAGAUGAUAAAAUAAUAUCAGUUGCCAAAAAUGAUGCUUCAUAUUAAGGAAUUAAUGAUUUGAAAGAUCUUCCUAUGCAUACAACUUUGGAAAUUUAAAGAUUCUUUGAAGAUUACAAAAAACUUGAACACAAGCAUGUUGUAGUAGAAGAAUUCAAAGGAAAAGAAGAUGCAUACAGAAUUAUUGAUGAAAGUAUCAAGUUGUAUGAAGAAAAAUUCCUAAAAAAUAUAUGAUAUUAUCAAUAUCAAUACAAUAAUCA
Paramecium sonneborni is the source of this 638-nucleotide messenger RNA. NCBI's taxonomy places the organism in Eukaryota, Ciliophora, Oligohymenophorea, Peniculida, Parameciidae. The record is from the annotation of a GenBank genome assembly.